ACAGAAACUGGUAGAUGAAGUCUAUGAUUGAUGUAUGAGAAAUUAUAUCCUUCCAUUGGCCACUGCAGAUGAUGAUUCUGUUACAGACCGAAUAGCAAAUUAAGCUGCUCAUUUACCAGACUGUAGGAGCCCAUGCAUGAAGCCACGUAGCGACCUCCGGCCACUUCUCUGCCCAAAUGCCCGCUCUAUGGGCCACGCCUUCCUCUCUCUCCUCUACCCACCUUCUCCAUCUCUCCCACCCAAAGUUGCGCUAAAGAAAAAGUAUCUUCGGCCAAACCCCAAGGUUUCAGCCAGCUGAUUCCAAGCAUGGUGAAGCUCGCCACGGCUCGAGAGAGCCGGACAUACGGCCCCCGCCGGGCCAGAAACCGGUGGGAGUACAUCAACGCCGGCCUCUACCUCUUCGCCGCCAUCCUCCUCAUCGGCGGCUUCGUGGCACAGCUCGCCCCGACGCCACUCCGUGCCAAGUCAGGGCUUGUAGUUGUCCUCAUUGGACUAGCUUUGUUCACCUUGGUGAACUGCCACGAUCUCGUCGCCCACAUGGCCGGAAUCGACUACUGGUUCGCGCUAAUGGAGUUCGAUGUGCAGUUAGCUCUAGUGGAGUUCGCCGUCCCUCUGGUGAACAUUUUGGGAUCCAUCCUCACCUUCAUAGGUGUUCUCUUCUUUCUCAUACAGGCAGAGAGAGGAUAUGGUUACAGGCUAGAAAAGCAUGCUUUGAACACGCUGAUCGCAGGGCCCGUGUUCUGGGCCCUCGGUUCGAUCCACAAUCUGUGCCAGAUCUACGAGAGAUCUGAUGGCCGUGUCCAGAUCCUGCAAAAGAGCGUCCAGGUUCCCUUCUUCAUGGGAAGUUUGCUGUUCUUGGUGGGUGGUGUUGUCAAUAGGAAUGAUAUCUACGGCUCGAUCCAUACCAGCUUAAAGAUUCUGGGGAGGAGUUGGGUUUGGUUGUGUCUAUCUGGAAGCUUGCUGUUUGCGACUGGGGGGCUGCUGAAUUUGGUGAAGGUUUUCAAGAUGCAGCAAAUGGAUAGGAUGGGGCUCGAAAAGCUUCGCGGUGGGGCACAGGAGAGAUUCGGGAGGGAGAGGGAGGGUCAGGUUCCCCUUAUCUUGGAAAAUAGUAGAAGGAAGACAGGUGAGGAAGUGAGAGCAGUGUCUGUAGACAGCGGGAGAAGAAAGCAGAACGAGGAAGUCAGACAAAUGUCUGAAGACGGUAGGAGGAGGACUUCGAGUGAGGAAGUGAGGUGUGUGGUAGCUCCUGUGCCAGUUCCCACUCCCACAACAUACAAGGAUGUUCUGGUUGGCUGCCGAUCUAAAAGUGCAAGUCUCGAUCAGUUUUGCUUUUCGUGAGGUGGCAUCGGUUCUUCAUAUUUUUAUGAUUGCCCGACCGACUGGAAGAUAUUCUAAACUACCUUGUUUUCCCUUCUGUUUUUAGCAUUAUUGAGAAUUUUUAAUAGAUUCAAUUAAAGUAUC
Messenger RNA from Elaeis guineensis (African oil palm), 1461 nucleotides. The record is from RefSeq and is a predicted model, not a curated record. NCBI's taxonomy places the organism in Eukaryota, Viridiplantae, Streptophyta, Magnoliopsida, Arecales, Arecaceae.